CUGCUUCGGUGAGCAGGAACGAGGGUUCGAACUCCUUUACUCGCCUGAGAGCUUUUGGGCUCGUGGGGUCACGAUGUCAGAGAAAAAGCAGCCGGUAGACUUGGGUCUCUUGGAGGAGGACGACGAGUUCGAGGAGUUCCCUGCGGAAGACUGGGCUGGUUUAGAUGAAGAUGAAGAUGCACAUGUCUGGGAGGAUAAUUGGGAUGAUGAUAACGUAGAGGAUGACUUCUCCAAUCAGUUAAGAGCUGAACUAGAGAAACAUGGUUAUAAGAUGGAGACCUCAUAGCAUCCAGAAGAAGUGUUGAAGCAGCCUAAACCUGAACUGUUUACUAAAUUCUAGAACAGAGAGCCCAGGAUGGGAUACUUAAAAAUGUUUAUUUCAUUACCUGUUUUGAUUUAUUUUUGUUUUUGUAACACAAAAAAAUAAAUGUUUUGAUCUAA
Dama dama (fallow deer) is the source of this 441-nucleotide messenger RNA. RefSeq names its product SEM1 26S proteasome subunit (gene SEM1). Gene Ontology annotation, biological process: proteasome assembly; mRNA export from nucleus; double-strand break repair via homologous recombination. The transcript is spliced from 3 exons. Gene Ontology annotation, cellular component: proteasome regulatory particle, lid subcomplex; proteasome complex. The record is from RefSeq and is a predicted model, not a curated record. The coding region runs from base 74 to 286 and encodes 70 amino acids. NCBI's taxonomy places the organism in Eukaryota, Metazoa, Chordata, Mammalia, Artiodactyla, Cervidae.